This is a messenger RNA of Phasianus colchicus (ring-necked pheasant), 915 nucleotides long. It is a transcript of the gene GJD2, whose product is annotated as gap junction protein delta 2. The record is from RefSeq and is a predicted model, not a curated record. Lineage: Eukaryota; Metazoa; Chordata; Aves; Galliformes; Phasianidae. Gene Ontology annotation, biological process: cell-cell signaling. Gene Ontology annotation, molecular function: gap junction channel activity. Gene Ontology annotation, cellular component: connexin complex.
AUGGGGGAAUGGACUAUUCUAGAGAGGCUACUGGAAGCUGCCGUGCAGCAGCACUCUACUAUGAUAGGGAGGAUCCUGCUGACCGUGGUGGUGAUCUUCAGGAUCCUCAUUGUGGCCAUUGUAGGGGAGACGGUGUACGAUGACGAGCAAACUAUGUUUGUCUGUAAUACGCUGCAGCCAGGCUGCAAUCAGGCUUGUUACGACCAGGCUUUCCCUAUUUCUCACAUAAGGUACUGGGUGUUCCAGAUCAUCAUGGUGUGCACUCCCAGCUUGUGCUUCAUAACGUACUCUGUUCACCAGUCUGCUAAGCAGAGGGAACGGAGGUACUCCACUGUCUUCCUCACCUUGGAGAGAGACCAGGAUUCAAUGAAGCGUGAGGAUAGUAAGAAAAUCAAGAACACAAUUGUCAAUGGGGUGCUGCAGAACACUGAGAACUCCACCAAAGAGGCAGAACCAGACUGCUUAGAAGUGAAGGAGAUCCCCAAUCCUGCAAUCAGAACUACAAAAUCAAAGAUGAGGAGGCAAGAAGGCAUUUCUCGAUUUUAUAUCAUCCAAGUGGUCUUUCGAAAUGCCCUAGAGAUUGGAUUCUUAGUGGGGCAGUAUUUUCUGUAUGGAUUCAAUGUCCCUUCCAUGUAUGAAUGUGACAGAUACCCUUGCAUUAAAGAAGUAGAGUGCUAUGUCUCUAGACCCACUGAGAAGACUGUGUUCUUGGUAUUCAUGUUUGCUGUCAGUGGCAUUUGUGUGGUGCUCAAUUUGGCAGAACUGAACCACUUGGGCUGGAGAAAGAUCAAAAUGGCAGUGAGAGGAGUACAGGCAAAAAGGAAAUCCAUAUACGAAAUCAGAAAUAAGGACCUGCCAAGAAUGAGCAUGCCUAACUUUGGCAGGACUCAGUCAAGUGACUCAGCUUAUGUGUGA